Messenger RNA from Corvus hawaiiensis (hawaiian crow), 1454 nucleotides. Its product is annotated as interleukin-17F-like. Gene Ontology annotation, biological process: inflammatory response. The record is from RefSeq and is a predicted model, not a curated record. Gene Ontology annotation, molecular function: cytokine activity. The transcript has 3 exons. Gene Ontology annotation, cellular component: extracellular region. Bases 211 to 693 code for a protein of 160 amino acids. NCBI's taxonomy places the organism in Eukaryota, Metazoa, Chordata, Aves, Passeriformes, Corvidae.
AGUGGGCUAAAAAUUGCAAUAUCAGCUCCUAACCUUGGGUCAGGUAAGCCAGCUGUGCUGCAAUGGAAAGGGUGGCAGUGCCUGAGCUUUGCUAUAAAAUGGAGAGCACAACUAGCUCUGAGACACAAGCAGGGUUGAAAGGGUCUCAGAGAAGGAGAACUCUCGUGUCCUGUCGCCCUGACAUCCACCCAAAGCAGCAGGGAGGUUACCAUGGCUUUCACCAGCUCUGCUUUGUUCAGAUCACUGGUUUUGGUGCUGGUUUUAGCCCUCACUGUGAAGAGCUUACCCCACAGAAAGGCUGGUGCCUCUGCGAGGCUGAGUGAAGGUUGCCUGAACCAAAAGGAUCUCAAAUACCCCACAACAGUGAAAGUUGACAUUCGUAUCAGCAGCUCAGACCCUGCCUUUAGGAUGGUCCAUGACAUCAGGAACCGGUCCCUCGCUCCUUGGGAUUACAGCCUGGAUGACGAUCCCAACCGCUUCCCGCGCGUGAUUGCCGAUGCCCGGUGCCGCCUGUCCGGCUGUGUGAGCCCCCUGGGGCAGGAGGACCACAGCCUCAACUCCGUGCCCAUCAAGCAGGAGAUCCUGGUGCUGCGGCGGGAGCAGCGCGGCUGCCUCCACUCCUACCACCUGGAGAAGAGGGUCAUCACCGUGGGCUGCACCUGUGUCACUCCGGUCAUCCAGCACCAGUCCUAGGAGGAAUGUCUAGGGAAGGCAACAUUGGGAAGAGGAAGUAUCUCCCAUAAACAUCCCGCUGGUGAAAUCCCACAGCCGCCCACCUCGCGUCCCAGGAAUUCCACACACCAUUCCCCUUCCAAUUCUGAGCAAAUUGUCUCCUGAAAGUCGUGAUUCUUGCUGUUGUUCAUGUAUGGAUUUUAGGAUGGGAAUCACUGGUAGCUGGUGAUGGAGGGGAGGAAGAGUUCUGUUUGUGGCCCCAAGCAGUGAGAGGGUAAAGCAGUGCUGUUCAAAAUUUAUUUUUCAUUGUGGUUUAUAUCAGUUUGGUGAAUCAAAUUAAUUAUAGUUUCCAAAGUUGUUCUUGGCAGUAAAUUGCCCUAAUUGAACAUAUGCCCACCACCACUGCCAUAAAAAAUGCCUCCUCUCUCCUUUCCUCUCUUCCUCCCUCCCUCCCUUCCUCAUCCCUAUCUCCUUUCCCUCUCUGGCCAUCCCUGCUCUCUGGGAUAUUACUGGUGUCAGUCAGACAUUGGUGCCACCAGGCCUGCUUGUCAGCACACUCUGGGUUUGUGUCACUGCUUGUCCGUGGGAACAGAGAUUGAUUUAUUGCAGAACAUUUUGGGAGAUACUUGAGUCCACUUUGUUGAGUGUUAAAAUGUUAAAGACCCAACAGAUAUCUAUAUUUCUAUUUAUGUCUUCUAUUUAUGGCGGUAUUUAUGGAUCUGUGUGCGCUCAGAGUAUAAAAAAGAUUGAUACAUUUAAUCUGUAUUUAUUAAAUAACUUAU